Messenger RNA from Amyelois transitella, 618 nucleotides. RefSeq names its product larval cuticle protein A1A-like. The transcript has 5 exons. NCBI's taxonomy places the organism in Eukaryota, Metazoa, Arthropoda, Insecta, Lepidoptera, Pyralidae. Bases 1 to 618 code for a protein of 205 amino acids. Gene Ontology annotation, cellular component: extracellular matrix. The record is from RefSeq and is a predicted model, not a curated record.
AUGGAUUUUACUUAUUUCAAGAUAUUAUUGCUUUUCAACGGCUGCCUGGUGAAAGGAUCUCCCCUGGCGAUGCUCCAGCAUGCUACUUCUUCUCAGAGUUUCGUGUUUCAUCCAGCUGCUUCCACGCAUGCACCAGCGGCCGCUGGUCCAUCCUCGAAUGAUCAAUAUGGCACAAACAGCGGUCAGGCUAAAUACGAAUACAAAUAUGAAGUGUCAGACCUGCAGACUGGAGACAGGAAGUCCCACUGGGAGAGCAGGGAAGGGGACCGGGUGAGGGGAGUGUACACUCUCUACGAGCCCGAUGGUGCGCUGAGAACCGUCGAAUAUUCGGCCGACGCUGUCAAUGGAUUUAACGCAGUUGUAAGAAGAGAUGAACGCACAAGGCACGCCCACUCCCGCGUCGACUCUCCUUUUAAAUCUAUUACCAAUAACGUCCAAGAUGGCUACAACACGGGCCAGACAGACAAUUCAGCUAAUAGGAGUUACUUAGCACCGAACCAAGGUAACGAAUACUCAGGGUAUCCGCCGGCAAGUGGCUCUUACAACUCUGGCUUCAGUGUCAACCAUCCGAAAAAGGGCGGGGAAAAUCCGUCACCUCCUUACGGUUAUGCUGCUUAA